AGCAGACCAAGGGUCUGGCUAGCGAGACUAAAAAUCCGAGGCUAAAUCUUUCAAGCUAAAAUACUGGUAUAAGUGAGUAUGGCAAAGGUAUUAGAUCUACUUCUUUUGCUUCUUUCUUUGUUGUCAAAAUCUAAUCCAAUAGCGAGCAAUGUAGAAGUUACCUUCACUUUAUCUCCUGAGCCUCCUAUUAUUGCUGAAGGAGAUACAGCAGUCUUUAACUGUUCAUCAAAUCAUUCAGCUGUUCUUAUUAACUGGAUAUUAAAUGGAACAGUAUCAGCUUCAACAUUGACCUCACUUGGUGUUAUUGUUAAUGGAGCAGCAACACCAGUCUCUUCUCUCAUUAUACCAGGACUAGUGGCUCCAUUCAAUGACACUGAAGUACAAUGUGUUGCAUUUGGAUUUGGUAUUGGUGACUUUAGUCCUUCUUCAGUGAUACUCCGAGUACAAGGUAAGUUAGCACCUGUUAAAAGUUUGAGGACAUUAGAGAAUGACUCCUGUUAUGAUUUUGACUGGACACCCCCAUUUACUCUGGCUGGUUUUGAUAUCUUGAGAUAUAACAUUAAUGUCACUGAUAACAACGGUAACAUAAUAGUUCAAACUAAUGUCAGUAUAGCAGAGUGGUACUAUUGUCCUGAAAAAUUUGAUAAUCUUAAUCUAACUAAUCUUUGUAUUAGCAUAGCAGCUGUUAAUGAGGUUGGAGAAGGCGAAUUAAGCAAAAUCAAAUUAAAUACUACAAAAUAUAACAUUGUACAAACUCAAAUCGACAACAGAAGCCGUGACAAAAACCAAAAUUGGAUACUUUCAAUAACUAUCAUACUUGAACAGUUGACAGGAUCAGACUCUGAAAAACCAUGCAUCAAUGAUGUAUUAAUGAACUGUACUGAUAGUAAUGCGAGUUUUAAUACAAGCAAUAUAAUGCAAAUUACUGAUUUUGAACUAAUGGCUACAUUCAACAUCUCUUUAGAAAAGGCAGAUGACAAAAAUCACACUAUUAUAACACAUAUAUCUUUUUGUUCUGUUCUGGAUGAAUAUGAAAGUGACAAGAAUAAUAGCCUUCCUAUUAGUAAGGUUGUUAUGAUAAAAUAA
Messenger RNA from Amphimedon queenslandica, 1086 nucleotides. RefSeq lists its product as uncharacterized. The record is from RefSeq and is a predicted model, not a curated record. Lineage: Eukaryota; Metazoa; Porifera; Demospongiae; Haplosclerida; Niphatidae. Bases 79 to 1086 code for a protein of 335 amino acids. Gene Ontology annotation, molecular function: protein binding. The transcript has 5 exons.